Molecule: messenger RNA, 4169 nt
Organism: Cryptococcus deneoformans JEC21
Lineage: Eukaryota; Fungi; Basidiomycota; Tremellomycetes; Tremellales; Cryptococcaceae
Product: cell wall integrity protein scw1, putative
Exons: 6
Coding region: 710-3577 (955 amino acids)
Molecular function (GO): mRNA binding
Source: RefSeq, a predicted model, not a curated record
CAUCAUUAAAACUUAUAUAAGAAACAUUUGGGUUUCACACCUUCCUCUUUUUACUUUUCUCUAGACCAUAACAUGGUCUAGAGCAACAGUCGGUCACGGAUUGAAAAUGCAUGAACAGAUCGAUCGAUGGAAGACCGUGGUGUUGAAUGAUCGCCAGUGGAUGACACUUCAGCUCUCAACCUCUUAUUCAAAUGUUCCCAGUUUCCGCUUCCAUCACGCUCCUCCAGCAUUACAUUCGCCGCUUUCUCGUUCCAAUCUGCAACCCACCGGCAACACUUGACACCAGUCUUCCUUCCUUCCUCACUGCUGGCGCGAAAAAAAAGUUAGGAUGCGGGGUCCCCAGGGAGACGCGUGCUGGGCGCCACACUUGUGGUAACGCCGAAAUCUCCGGAGCUGGUUCGAGGUGAGAUUCAGGGUCUGUGUGCAACAACAACAAGGCCCCCGCCCGCCGCCGCUUGUGUAUUCGUGCCCGAUGCUUGCUCAUGUUCCAGCGCGUCGCUUCUCUUCUAAUCUCUUCCUUGUUUCCCUCUUAUUCACUAAUUUCCUAUACUCACCCUAUCCUCUCCAUCCAUUCACAUUCACUGUCUCGCAUUUCAGAAACAAGUUCCCUCGACGGGGUCACAAUACUAUCAUAUCCUCUAGCAUCCAUCUUGAUAGACGCCUAGACUCGCAUCAAGUACACUAACAGAACCAACAAGUCGCAUCUGUCAUGGCAGCUCCGCCCGAGUCACUUCAAUCGCUUCCGUCCCCGACGCCGUCCUCAUCUUCACAAGCUCAUUCUCACUUUGGCUCCCUUCAUCUUCAAACACCACAAACAUCUUCCACCCCCAGUACCAAUUCUCAUCCAUCGCCCAACCCGCUGAAUGAACGUGACGCUCAAGCAAACUCUGCAAGCACAACAACCGCUGUCCAGCCUGCCGCUUACCUCCCUUCAGUCUCAUCUUCCCCGCCCCCGAAUCCACCGCCUUACAUCCCCCCACCUCAACACGCCAUGCCACCUGAUCCAAUUCACUCAAUGCCUUCAGCAGCAGGUUACGGACAACCGGCAAUGUCUUGGGCGAAUGCGCCUCCGGGACCGAAUGGUUGGAGAAAUGGAGGGGGCGUAGCUGGUGGAUCGUUUGCAGGAUACAGAGGCGGAAUCCCGAACGGGAGGCAUUUGCCUACGAAUCCAGACUACCCCGCGAGGUUUGGCGCAAGGCCUGGUUCGGCACAUGGAGAGAGCAGAGACAGAAGGAGAGAAAGGAGAGAUAGAGAUAGAGACGACGAGAGGGAAUUGGAAGAGGAGGUGAUUAGUACGAUUUUCGUAGUUGGCUUCCCGGAUGACAUGUCUGAACGGGAAUUCCAAAAUAUUUUCACAUUCGCACCUGGAUUUGAGGCUGCAACACUCAAGUUCCCCUCUGGCUCUCGACGUGAACCGACUGCCGCUCUCCUUGCCGAAUUAACCCAAUUAGCUGCUCACCAGAACGCUCAAGGAGGGGAAUAUUCAGAGUAUCCCCUAGGUAACAUCAACCUCGAAGAAGCCAUUUCCUCCUUAUCUCUAACCACCGCAUCUACCUCUCAAUCUACCACUCCUUCAGCGCCCAUGUCACUCACCCCUUCUGUCUCCUCCAAUCCCAUGCUGGCCCCUGGUCCUAAUCCAGCUAUCCCUCCAUCUUCCGCUCGGCGCCAAACUAUUGGUUUUGCUCGAUUCAAAACCCGUAGCGACGCGCUCACCGCAAAGGACCAUCUCCAAGGCAAAAAGAUUGAUCCUUUGACGGGCUCAGUGUUGAAAGCAGAGAUGGCUAAGAAGAAUCUACACACUAAGAAGACGACGUCCGGUGAGGAGAUUAUGGGUUUUUUACUAAGAUCUGGAAGGCUCGGGUUAGUCCCUGGUGCGGGUCACACUACUGGUCCUGUUUCUGUCAGCGGGACUUCAGGAGGUAAUGGAGCGAUGGGCUCUGUAAGGGAUGCGUGGGAAUCGUGGCCAAACUCCAGCUCGGGCCCGGGAUCUGAUAAGGACGCGCGCCUAAAUGUGGACGAGAAGGCCACUGCCAACAUGUCUUCUCAAUUAAAUACCAGUACCAAUCUUACGCCAUCUUCCGCCUCCGCCCCUACAUCUACCUCGGCUCCCGGUGUAUCAACCUCGACAUCCCCGCCUCUCAGGCAGACCGACUCGAAAGCCCUUUUGGCACUAGCGGAAGAAGCAGAUGAGCUUGAAGGGUGGAGUGUAAACGGCGCGCUUGGGAUGGGUAUGACUAUGGGUCCUCCAUACGAAGGGUAUUCCUCUGUCUCCGCUCCUAGUCAAGGCCAAGCUCCAGGGCAGGGUCAAGGUCAAAGAAGAUUAGGGAGCCAGUCUGGACCGGCAGGUGCUGCGUAUGGGAGACAUGGACAUGGGCACGGGCCGGAGUACGGGACGAAUGCGACGGGGACGACCCUUUCCGGAGAGCACAUGGAUGGUGCGCACGUAGGUGGGAUAGGAUUGGCUGGAGGCAGAAUUAUGGGUGCCAAUCCCGCUGAUCAAAAUCCACCUAUCAACACUCUCUAUGUCGGUAACCUUCCCGCAGUCUCACCGCCUACUCAUCCGCCAGGCUUCCUCGAAGAAUCUCUCCGAGCAUUAUUCAGUCGAUGUCCGGGUUUCAAACGGAUGUCGUAUAGGCAAAAAAUCAAUGGCCCAAUGUGCUUUGUUGAGUUUGAAGAGGUGAUAUACGCUAGUCAAGCGAUCAAGGAAUUGUACGGGCAUAAUCUUGGCGGACUUGUCAAAGGAGGUAUCCGACUUUCGUACUCCAAGAACUCUCUCGGCCAACGAGGUAACAACCACCCGUCUCAAAUAAACACCAAUGUCUUUGGCGGCAUCGCACAUAACGUUGCUUUGGCUGGAAUGUCCAUGACUUCGCCUACCACUCAGCAGCAUCCAUUACCAAAUGGUGCUGUGGGAUACGGGCUUCCGGGUAGUUUGGGAGAAGGGAGCGCGUCGUUAGGUAUGGGCGAUUUGAGGAGGGAAUCAGGACCAGGGACAGCCACGGCCAAUGGGAUUUCUACCGGUACUUCGCUCUCACCAACAGCUCAACCAUUCAACAUAUCGCUCCCACCCACUUCUCCCCGAUCAAGAUAUUUUGCCUCUCCACCUCUGAGUACAAGCAACCCUCAUAAACUCUCUCCUACCGAAUCCGCCUCUGUUUCUGCAUCAGCUUCCGCUUCCGCGUCCACAUCUGUAUCUGCAGGCUCUUCAUUGAACUCCAACACAACCAACGGUCUCAGUACUACCGGUCUGCCCACACCGGGUGGCGCUGGUGUGGGUGUACCUAUACCAUCCUCAUCCUCCCGCUCGUCCACCUCUGCUCGCUCCACUGCCUCUGCGUUCCAACCCUUUGGUCAACCAUCAACCUCCAUCUCGACCAGCGUGAACACCAAUACUUCGAGCGGGUUCUCGCCUGUUUCUUCUCCGAUAAGAACACCUGCGAGUUUUAGUUGGUUGAGCAGUUCGGCGGGGACAGGCGGUGGAGUGGGGUACGGGUAUGAGUUUGGGGGGAGUGUACCGUUGGGAAGUUUGAAUGGCGCUGCCAGUGCUUGGGGGCAAAGUGCGGAGAGAAGGGACUAAAGUGACGAGCUCUACCGAGGAUAGACGAUCUGUCAGCAAUAAUAAGCAAAGAAAACAAACAAUUCAUCAGUUACCAUCCUUCAAAGACUCAUUGUUUCAACAAUCUCCUCAUUGCCUUCUUUUCAAUUAUACGCAGUACGAAUCCAACAAUUCUCUCGAUAGCAUUUUCCUUGAUCAUUUUUGCCUUUUGGCGCCCUCGCCAGCCCAAGUUGUCGCGCAUCAAAAUCAUUAUUUCGGGUCUCUGGUCUCAUUUCUUCUUUCAUCAAAUUGCUUUAUCGGGUUUCGAUUUUCAUUCUCAUUCUCGAACCCGCCAAAAAAAAAUCAUUCGUUUCUCUGUUAUUUGACUAGUCUGCUUUCCAUUUUCUCUCUUGCCAUCUCGCAAUGCUGCCACCAAUUUACACUCAACAUGCAAAUGCCAUACAUUAUUACUCUUUCUUUUCUUUUUUUAUACUAUUUUGCCUUGCCAUUUUUGUUUACCUAUCUUUACUCUCUGUGCAUAACGCAAUGUUAUCGGUCUGUAUCUGUUUCUUUGCGACACAUUUGCAACUUGUCAGUAGAUCAUGUGACAAUGAAUGGUUUGCUUUGUUCGUUU